Molecule: messenger RNA, 1180 nt
Organism: Drosophila rhopaloa
Lineage: Eukaryota; Metazoa; Arthropoda; Insecta; Diptera; Drosophilidae
Gene: Atx-1
Product: ataxin-1-like
Exons: 3
Coding region: 340-1011 (223 amino acids)
Biological process (GO): regulation of DNA-templated transcription
Molecular function (GO): protein binding; RNA binding
Source: RefSeq, a predicted model, not a curated record
UGCGAGCAGUCGGCAAGGCGCCUGGCGCAACAGCCAGACCGGCGCCGCUGCCGCUGGCCGGGAUUCUCUGGUCCAUGCGAGACCACGGACAAUGGCUGUUAAGUGGAAAUUCAUUCGCAGGUAGCGUUCACCGGCGUCUAAGCGGCGUACCUGUUGCCGCGACCAGAUUAUGGCCGGGUGGGCCAUAAAACAGGUAACAGCCGGGCUGCCAGAGUGGGUGACAUUCCUGGAAAACCCGUGGAAAACACUUUGGCUGAAUGAAUAUAUAUAUAUAUCAAUUGCCCGCCUCGCCGGCAAAUAGCUCAGUUGAUAACUUUCCGUCCAGGCGAACAGGUCGACAUGCAGAUGCACAUGGAGUUUUCAUAUGCCUACGGCUGCGAGCCAAUCAGGAGGCCACCACCGCAACCUUCGUCACAGCAGCAGGUGUCUAACAACGGGUUUCCCGACGACUCCGAUUCCUGCUUCCGUCGCGGCUCCUACAUUGAGCUGGCCAACGGGGCCAUGCGUCGCGUGGAGGAUAUACGCACGGAGGACUUUAUCCAGUCGGCUCUGCGAAGCCAGCUCUUUGAUCUGCGGGAGGCCACAGUGGUCAGGAUCGACCGGGGAUUAUCUCCCAGCCACGUGACCAUUACCUUCAGCUAUGACACACAGCAUGCCAGGUUGGACUUGGAGGUGCUGCCGGGUCAUCCGAUGUUUGUUUACGGCCAGGGCUGGGCCUCCUGCAAUCCCCAGUUGUCGCUGCAGCUGUACGAGCUCAAGUGUCAGCAGCUGCAGGUGGGCGAUAUUUGCUUGUCGCUGGUGCCGCGCGAGCACCCCGUUGCACCACGUCCUCCUCCGCCGGCACCACCAUGUCCUCCUCCUCCACCGGUGGAAUACCCACCUCCGAUGGCAUCUCCCCCCACCGGAGGUUAUGUACCGCCCCCGUUUAAACAUCCUUACCAGGUGUACGCCCAGAUGGCCAGUUUUGUGGCAGUUUACACCCAACACAUGAUGGAAAAGCUUAACCAUUAAGGAAACUAAUAAUGUUAUCAACAUACAAAUCUAUUUGCUUAACUAUAAGGCGUAUCGGGGAUAUUUUUUUUUAGCGCUAUCCCCCGAAUACGCUGCAUAUUACAUACAAAUUUUGUAUAUUUAUAAAUGUAUUUGCUUAAUUUUCAUAAAUAAAGUUUAAAAAACAUUG